GAGUCUGUCUCCAGUUCAGCUUAAAUGGAACAGAAACGCGAUGAUGAGAAAGGCGGAAGUAAUCGGUUUGGCUUGCGUUCCGAAGAAGUUCCCGCGCAGUUCCGCGAAAUGUUUAUUUGCUCGGGCUAUCGCAAACCUUACGGCUCUGCGUUGGAUUGUGUGAAGAGUGUGUUCCUACCUUUCAACGAAACUGUGAAUGUUUGGACUCACUUUGUUCCGUUUUUACUUUUCUUGGUUCGUUUUGCGUCCGUGUUCUGGAAAUAUCGGCUGACGGAAGCAUAUGUGUACCCUCUCUUAUCAUUUGCGCUGGGAAUCUGUGGCUUCCUCUUGAUGAGUUCCGGCGCUCACCUCUUCAACUGUAUGUCUCCAAGGGUGCGACACAUUUGCUUCUUCUUCGAUUACGCGGCGAUAAGCGUCUACAGUUUAGGUGCAGGCCAGGCAUUUUAUUUCUACACUCGUUCAUGGAAGAGCGAUAGCUUUCUCUUCAGUUCCCCCGGCCCUUUCUUGACGAUUUCUUGUUUAAUUUCCGUCGUGUCGACGUACACCUGUUGUGCUUCUCGCCACAGAUGGCCCAAGAUGAAGUACGUUAUUCGAACGUUCUGUUUUGUGGUCGCGUUUUUCUUCAACAGCUUUCCAUAUGUACAUCGAUGUUUCGUAGAUCCAACACCGCUUGUCCAAACUCAACAAGAACUUCUUGCGUGGUCCUACUUCAAGCGACACUCGUAUUUCUAUCUGAUUUCCGCCUUGGCGAAUAUGUCUCGAAUGCCUGAGCGCUUAAUACCGGGUGUUUUUGACAUCAUAGGUCACAGUCAUCAUUAUCUACACGUUUUUACAGCGCUUGGUGCAGCAGACCAGUUUACUGCGAUUCAUAUCCAAAUGGAAUCGAGACGAAGCGACUUGGAGAACUUUCCAGUAGCAACCUUUGGAAACAGUUUCGGGCUUAUGGUGUUAAUUUGUCUAAUUAAUAUCGGGAUUGUGUCCUGGUUUGGCAAGAAUCUUCGAUCGGACAAGGAAGAGGAACAUAAAUCACUUUGAAAGCUGAAACACUAAUUUUUUUUGGUAACGAUAGAAAAGUUUUGCUUCUGUAUGGGGUUGGUUGCUAUUAAGUACAGGUGCAAGUAAGAUAAAUUAACGCGCUCGCCGAAAGUGAAAGAUUUUGGUGAGUGGAUGGUGGUUUUCUCCAAAACAAGUCAUUAUUAAAAGUGAAGGAAAACUUGUCAAGGAUUGCAGCAUCGCCUCACUUUUAUUGCUUAGUGGUGUAAAACUCAGGUGUAAGUGAAAAUAAAGAUUUAGUAUCUUAAAUUUCAUAAGCAAUGAAAUAUUUAUCUCGGUAGAGGGAUUGAAAUUAGAUUCUGAAUUUCAGUUGUCAGACAGACAUUGAUCAGAAUUUUUCUAGAGAAGGAGAAAAUUAGAAGUUUUCUGGUAGAAAUGUUGAAGAUGGAAGGGUUCAUUUGAAGGUUAUUACCGUCAAAAUUUUAACCUAUUCAUUUUAUUGUAGGAAAUUUAAAAAAUGUCAGUUUGUUUACAAUAUUGUUAUAGGAUAGUUUAGAUCAUUUAAUCAAGUUACCAGUCUUCCAUUGGCUACUGACAUUUGCUAACAGUCAAAUUUAUAACAGAUAUCAAAUAGACCACCUGUUUCUCUAAAUUUAUAACAACUACAAUAACAUUAUGAAUAUAAAAUGUUCUUGGUGAAGAUUUGUUUAGUCUUUUUUUAAAUAUUUUGUGAUAAUUUGCUGAUACUUUGGUGAGCUUGGUACCCUUAAACAUGAAAAAAAAAACUUGUUUGUUUUUCUUUCCUUAAGAAAUGUUAUACUUUUCCCAAUAUUUAUAGAAUGAUAAGUAGUUAAUACAAAUAAACCAAAUAUGUAGGAUACAACAGGACA
Orbicella faveolata is the source of this 1883-nucleotide messenger RNA. RefSeq names its product membrane progestin receptor gamma-B-like. NCBI's taxonomy places the organism in Eukaryota, Metazoa, Cnidaria, Anthozoa, Scleractinia, Merulinidae. Gene Ontology annotation, molecular function: signaling receptor activity. Gene Ontology annotation, cellular component: membrane. The record is from RefSeq and is a predicted model, not a curated record.